GAUUUACGGUAUCUUCCAGACUUCGAAGGUAUACAACUCCAUCUUCCAAGUUUUCUUAAAAGCGAGAUUGCAAUUGGUAAGAGCAAACCGUCGAGAUGGAUCCGAAUCCGACUAAGUUUCCAAUUCUCUCAUUUGUAAUGUCCAAACUUCCAAGCAUCGGUCCUCGACGGGCUGCCGGUGCUGAAGAAUUUGACGUUGAACAACCAAAACCACAAUCGCCGACGGUGCAGGAGCCUCAUUUUGAGCUUACCGAGCGGAUGCCCCACCUCACUGACCCCAAGGUUGCUUCAGCCAUGCGGCUGGCCGUUGCAGACGUAGUGCAGGCGCGAUCUAUGCUCUCGUCCAUCGGAGAACGGCCUGAUCACGAAACCGUGGACACCGCAAAGAUGAAGCUGACGGAGAUCGAUGCUUACCUGGCUAAUAAGCUGGAGGAGAUCGUGCUGACGUCGCAGCCGACGGAGGUGGAUCCGCAGGGAUCGAGGUCGAAGCUGGCGGAGAAGGAGGCUGAUUGCCGCAAGGAGGCGGAGAGGGAGCGGGAAUUGCACAAGGCCGUUAUUGCAUUGGAGGAGAUGCAUGAAUCGUACGCCAGGCUGUUGAAAGAGGCGGAGAUGAGGCUGGAGAAAAUUUACGAGGUGGCUGUUGCAGGGGGCGAUGUGGACGCUGUAGCGCGGGAAGAAUCUGGAGACGAGAAUCCUGCUGAUAGAGCGGCGGUGAAUGAAGAAAUUGUUGCUAUUUUGCAGAUGGCAUCGGGGAAUGGAAUCGAGAAAGUUGAUUUAUCUCACAGGCAAUUGACCUUGCUGCCUGAAGCUUUUGGGGGCAUCCGCUCCUUAGUUGUGCUAAACUUGUCGACCAAUCAGCUUGAGGCAAUACCCGAUUCAAUUUCCGGCCUGGAGAACCUUCAAGAACUUUAUCUCUCUAAUAAUCUUUUGGAAUCACUUCCGGACUCUAUUGGUUUCCUAUACAACUUGAAGAUCUUAGAUAUCUCUAGCAACAAACUAGCUGCCUUACCUGAUAGCAUCUGUGAGUGCAGGUCAUUGGUGGACUUAGAUGCCAGCUUCAACCAACUCACUUACUUGCCAACCAACAUUGGGUUCGGACUAGUGAAUCUUAGAAGACUUGCUAUUUUCUUGAAUAAACUUCGCUCCCUUCCCACAUCCAUUGGUGAGAUGAGAUCCUUGCACGUUCUAGAUGUGCACUUCAAUGAGCUUCGAGGCCUUCCACAUUCGAUUGGGAAUUUGGCAGGUCUUGAGAUCCUCAACCUAAGCAGUAAUUUCAGUGACUUAACCGCACUUCCCGAUUCGCUCGGUGACUUGACAAAUCUCAAGGAGCUUGAUCUGAGCAACAACCAAAUCAGUGAAUUGCCCCAUUCAUUUGCCCGACUUGACAAUCUUACUAAGCUUAAUCUGGAUCAAAACCCUCUUACAAUACCUCCUAAGGAGGUUGUGGAUGAAGGGGUCCAAGCUAUCAAAGAUUAUAUGGUUAAAAGACGACUUGACAUAUUGAUGGCUGAAGAACGGCAAUCUAUGCAAGAAGAAUUGGACCAGGCGCCAACCGACAUUUUAACUCGUAGCACUUCAUGGCUCUCUAGGGUUGUUUCAAAUGUUUCUGAGAGUGUUACUGGCUAUUUUGGUGGUGCCUCUGGGAUGUCUGGCGCUGAUCAUUACCUAAAUCAGCAGUUGUGAUUCAUGUUUCAGCUUACAGUUCCUUGUGUUUUGUCUGUGCACUCUCCGGUUGCAGAUUUAGAGAUACGACACAGUAAUAAAGCUGGUGCUGGCUUUUUGCAUAAUAUGAGCUGUUCCUAGAUAUUUGGGUUUUAUAUCAUAAAGCAAACGCAAACUGAGAAGACUAUUUGCUGCAGGGUUGGUUUGCUAUCGGAUUAAACUGCUUAUUCACUCAACUGAAUCAGCAGAGAGAUUUUGAUGUACAUGUUUUUGAGAUGGCAUACCGUUAUACUUUUGAUCUAUUUGGCUAAAAAAUCAUGUCUCGCUUUUUUUCAACUGAUCUUAAGAAAGCUGAAGUUUUCGGUUCUGAAAUAAACACGCUUGGAGAUUAUCUCUAAAUUCAUCUAAUCCGGUUGGGAAAAUCACAAUUGUGUAAGUUUUGGCCUACACUUUUUGUACAUUAGGUAGACUCAGGUCACGGAUAAUCAUUGUUCUGGAAUUUGGUCAUCAGAUCAGAUAUGGUGUCUAUGACUCUAUGUGGUGGGAAAUUCCAUUUGAAAAUAUGUACAGUAUAUUAUUCACACAGAUAAUUAAUACGGAUUAUUUAUGCACAUAUAUUCGUUUGCAUGCAACACACAUUUUGGCUGCACUUGUCAUAUACGUAGUAUGUUUGAAUGUAAGGAAAUCAAAUACCGAAGUAUCUAUUAUGGAC
Cuscuta epithymum is the source of this 2373-nucleotide messenger RNA. Lineage: Eukaryota; Viridiplantae; Streptophyta; Magnoliopsida; Solanales; Convolvulaceae. The record is from the annotation of a GenBank genome assembly.